AUGUCGCGUCUGUUCUCCGCAUCCAGAUCAUCGCGGCCUUCCGCACUGCCCACCACAAACCCAGCGGCCUCUGGACAACAUAACGCCGACAGACCAGAUAAAGCAGAGCUGAUGUCUCCCGUUAAGAGUGGCCUGCCACCCAUGAAGCCUCAUACUGUCGUACCGCCUCCCCCAAUAUGCUCCUCUCCCGCCAAAUCUAACCCCGCAUUCCAUAAUCUCACCCCGUACCCUCAUGUUGCGCCGCCUAUAUCAACUCCACAUCCUCAUGUCACCAUCAGCCGGGUCAAGACUGCGCAUGUGCCUUCGCUAAUGCGAAUAACGGGUUUGCUUCUGCCAGUUCGAUACCAAAAUUCAUUCUAUACCGCCACUAUAACUGAUCCUUUCAUCGCGUCCGUCUCGCGUGUGGCUGUAUAUCACCAACAUCCUCUUUCAACUAUCUACGGAACAGCAUACCUAGCUGCCAAAAGCUUGCCUUCCCCUCCUUCUCCUCCAGCAUCCGGAACGGACAAGGUGAUAGGUGGCAUACGGUGUCGUCUGGAGCCGGCAAACCUCCCUUCCCCUUCUUCUACCGCCAAGGCAACUGCAUUACGGCCUGUGGUUAAUCUCUAUAUCCAAACCCUACUCCUCCUUUCCCCUUACCGUGGGACUGGGAUAGCAGCCUCCCUGUUAGACUCUCUAAUAUAUGCCGAGGAACCUGGCACUUCCAAGGACAGGUCCUCCUCUGAUGAAGGGGAACGAGAAUCGCCUCGACGGGUUUCCAAUAUGGUCAAACACUACAACAUCCGUACGGUCACUGCACAUGUCCAUGAAACCAACGAUGAGGCCUUGUCCUGGUAUAUUGCUCGUGGGUUCACAGUCGAAGAAGGCGUAAUCGAAGGGUACUAUCGUCGCCUGAGCCCCGGAGGUGCCCGGAUAGUCAAGCUAGAGCUGACUUGGGAGGACGAAGAGAGUACUACAGAUGAUAAUACCCAUACUUGCAACGAAGAUGAGGACUGGGAGAAAAUUGAGGCCCAUGACUUGACCACUGGGGAGAAAUUAGACGAUUACCAGCAAGUUAGCCGUAGCUCUAUAGAUGAGGGCGAGCUUGGGCGGGAAAAUGCUAAAAGGGUACGGAGAGGGUAA
Trichophyton rubrum CBS 118892 is the source of this 1122-nucleotide messenger RNA. RefSeq lists its product as uncharacterized. Gene Ontology annotation, biological process: mitotic sister chromatid cohesion. The coding region runs from base 1 to 1122 and encodes 373 amino acids. The transcript has a single exon. NCBI's taxonomy places the organism in Eukaryota, Fungi, Ascomycota, Eurotiomycetes, Onygenales, Arthrodermataceae. The record is from RefSeq and is a predicted model, not a curated record. Gene Ontology annotation, cellular component: NatA complex.